GCGGGCUACUUGAAUAGCAAGACUAAGUCAGUUUGUAAAAUAACUGCAGGAGUAUUACAGAAAAGAAUUUAGCUAACAGGAAACGGAGUUGUUUUUAAGAACUUUAACUGGAGUGACAGGUUAUAAUUUAUACGAGAAGCUAGGUGAAACAUGCAGCAAAUGCAUCGCCCUUAGUUGUUGCACCUUUUCAAGUUGUCCCAAGUUGCAAUACUUCGUAAUACGUUGAUUGCCGAAAGACUUUUAUCAAUUUGCUGUUUUGUUUACUAUUUCUGUUUAUUUGAUUUAGCCUUUUAUAGCCUCCAGCCUGUCUAUUUUUAAGCUGACGUUUUUAACUUCAAUAUUGCUAGUAAGUUUUAUUUUGGGGACGCUUUAAGGGUCUGUAUUGGAGAUGCACCGAAGUCACGAUGGUGGUGCUGCCAGAGCUGUUAAUCGGGAAAAUGUCUUGCCUGCCGCUUCCCAAGCGAGUCGUAAAUAUCAGGAAGAGAACCAGGAGAAUGUUAACCCACACCUUAAGGCAUCUGCAGCCCAACAUCGGACAGUUUUAGGGGUUCUCAAUAAUAACCAGGGCAACAAAACACGGUCUCAACGCCCGUCAAAGCAGGGUUCUACAGCUCAAGGGUUCAUUAUUCAUGAUGAGAAUCAUGGUUGGACAGAAACUGCAAAGAUUGCAGGUAAACAGCCUGCUUUCACUAUCCAUGUGGAUGAGCCAGACGGCAGAAGCGAGCCUGUUACAAAGAAGACUAUUGAAGAGCCACUUCUUACUGCAGCUGUGGCAAAUCUUGAUGUUAGGCGGCCUCUGGCUUCUCUUGAAAUCUCAAUGGAUAUUAGCUUUGAGUCCCCAGGACUUAUGGAGUUGUCGGAAAUUGAAGUUGAUGAGCGAAAGGUUAAUGCUAAUGAAGUGCCAGAUUAUGCUCACGACAUCUACAGUUAUCUUCGGGAAAUGGAGGUGAAGUGCAAGCCUAAGGCAGGCUAUAUGAAGAAACAGCAAGAUAUAACAAACAGCAUGAGAGCUAUUCUUGUUGACUGGCUAGUAGAGGUUGGCGAAGAGUACAAACUUUCCACAGAGACUUUAUAUCUGUCUGUCAACUACAUAGACAGGUUCCUGUCAUCAAUGUCUGUACUCCGAGGAAAGCUCCAGCUGGUUGGGACUGCUGCUAUGUUUGUUGCUUCAAAAUUUGAAGAAAUUUACCCCCCUGAAGUUGCAGAAUUUGUGUACAUCACAGAUGACACGUAUACAAAAAAGCAAGUACUUAGAAUGGAGCACCUUAUUUUGAAAGUCCUGUCCUUUGAUCUGGCUGCACCAACUGCACAUCAGUUUUUGACGCAGUAUGUUAUGCAUUGCAAAGUCCAUCCAAGAGUUCAGAGCCUGGCUAUGUUUCUUGGAGAGUUGAGUUUAAUAGAUGCUGAUCCUUUCCUGAAGUAUUUACCAUCCGUAAUUGCUGCUUCAGCAUUUCUUCUGGCAAAUUAUACAGUUACUCAGGAAGUCUGGCCUGAAGUCCUAGAAAAACUGUCUGGCUACACACUUGAAAGCUUAACUCCUUGUUUGACAGACCUUCAUCAAACCUACCUCAGUGCAAGACAACAUGCACAGCAGGCAGUUCAAGAGAAAUAUAAAAGUGGAAAGCUUCAUGGAGUAUCGUCUAUUAAUCCUCCAGACGUUUUGGCAUUCCUAUGAUUUUAUGGACUAGUUUUACAUUCUGUACUGGCUUCUCAACAUCUGGUGAAUUUUUGUACAAUUGCAAUUAACAAUUUUUGGUGAGUGUCACUACAUCAACCAGACAAACGAAGUCCAGGAAGCAACUAUUUGCGAAUUUGAAAAUUAUGAGUACUUUUAUAUGGAGUUUGCCAAUUUUAUACACAAAUUUUAUUUUUUGUAAGUGCUUUUAAGCUUCAGAACAAUAUGUUGGCAGAUUCUUAAGUGCUGUUCCCCAAUAAAGCCAUUUACUUGGUCAGUGGUUCUUAUUUCUAGUUAUGCUAUUAUGUAAGUGUAGGACUAAUACUGGCAUUUCUGGAAAGUUGGACUUUUCACUGGUUUUCUUUUUUCCGAGCCCACUGUUCAGUUGCACAUUUCAUCUUUAAUGCUUUACCAUAGCUGCUACACUAAUACAUGUGUUGGCACGUAAAGAGUCUUCUCAUUUGUUUUGAUGUGAAAAUGAGUGUAUUUAACUGCCAGUUGGAAAUGUUUUCAAUGAUCUUAACUGUUGUGAAUGCUUGUGUAUAUAUAUUUAUGUUUAAUAUUUUGUAUAGCUGUGUAGAAACAUUCUGUAAAGUGGCACAUUUGGUGAUAUGAAUGCAUUUCACUUUCUCUCAUUUUCAUAGGUGUAAGCCACAUACUUGGGUACAGCUAAUGCUAAUUUCAUAUUGUAUAGAAUCAUUUUAAAUGCUGCUGUUGAGUCCUCCACAAAGUAUUGUGUUAAAAGCACAUAUGGGGAAGUUGCCGAAGACUUUUCAUGGUAAUUGUACAAUAUUUAACCUUCCACUUUGUAAACAGUUAAGUAGGCAUCAUUGGACGACAUUGGUUCUGGCAAAGAACAUUGCAAAUAAGUUGUCAUAUGUCUCUUUUCAUUGUGAACCGCUGCAAUGGAUAUAUCCCUCUUUAGAGGGAAAUAAAAAUUUGCACAAAAUACAAAGAAUAAAGUGCAACAAGUCUAA
This is a messenger RNA of Protopterus annectens (West African lungfish), 2652 nucleotides long. It is a transcript of the gene CCNA2, whose product is annotated as cyclin A2. The record is from RefSeq and is a predicted model, not a curated record. Bases 389 to 1675 code for a protein of 428 amino acids. Gene Ontology annotation, biological process: regulation of cyclin-dependent protein serine/threonine kinase activity; mitotic cell cycle phase transition. The transcript is spliced from 8 exons. Gene Ontology annotation, molecular function: cyclin-dependent protein serine/threonine kinase regulator activity. Gene Ontology annotation, cellular component: cytoplasm; nucleus; cyclin A2-CDK2 complex. Lineage: Eukaryota; Metazoa; Chordata; Ceratodontiformes; Protopteridae.